Gongylonema pulchrum is the source of this 363-nucleotide messenger RNA. Lineage: Eukaryota; Metazoa; Nematoda; Chromadorea; Rhabditida; Gongylonematidae. The record is from the annotation of a GenBank genome assembly.
AUGGAUAUACCCGAUCCAUAUUUGCCAGGUGCAAUAAGCCUGCUGGAUCAACUGGAUAAGAAAAUUCUUGUGAUUUUGCGAGAUGGUCGUACAUUGAUCGGUUAUUUAAGGACGAUUGAUCAGUUUGCGAAUUUGGUGCUUCAUGAAGCAUUAGAGAGGAUUCAUGUUGACAAAAUGUACGGGGAUAUUCAACGUGGUAUAUUUGUAAUACGUGGUGAAAAUGUCGUCCUGGCCGGCGAAAUUGAUGAGGAAAAGGAAAAAACAACAGAAAAAAAGCAGUUGGAAGAAACACGGAAUCGGAUACUGAAAGGAAGUGGCCGUGUUCCAGCAGCGCGAACUGAUAUUUUCUACGAUGAAACAUAG